UCCCCUCACAAGCAACAACGAACGACACGCGAGUCGGCGGCGACAACAAAUCGAAAAUCGAACGGGAGAAAUUCUCUCUGAUUCUCUCUCGCGGGCGGCGGAAGCAAUCGUAGUUAGCAGAGGCCGGCGAGCGAGCCGCCACCGGCGAUGGGCGACAGCCAGUACUCCUUCUCCCUCACCACCUUCAGCCCGUCGGGGAAGCUGGUGCAGAUCGAGCACGCGCUGACGGCGGUCGGGUCCGGCCAGACCUCCCUCGGGAUCAAAGCUGCUAAUGGAGUAGUUAUUGCCACCGAGAAGAAGUUGCCUUCUAUUUUAGUGGAUGAAACAUCUGUGCAAAAGAUUCAGUCGUUGACUCCAAAUAUUGGUGUUGUCUACAGUGGCAUGGGGCCAGACUUCCGUGUUUUAGUGAGGAAAAGUCGAAAGCAAGCACAACAGUAUUAUCGUCUGUACAAGGAAACUAUACCUGUUACACAGCUAGUCCGAGAAACUGCUGCUGUCAUGCAGGAGUUUACACAAUCUGGUGGUGUAAGACCAUUUGGUGUAUCUUUGUUGAUUGCUGGGUAUGAUGACAAUGGUCCCCAAUUGUACCAGGUUGAUCCAUCAGGGUCAUACUUCUCCUGGAAAGCAUCAGCUAUGGGGAAAAAUGUGUCAAAUGCAAAGACAUUUCUUGAGAAAAGAUACACAGAAGAUAUGGAGCUUGACGAUGCCAUUCAUACUGCUAUUUUAACUCUGAAAGAAGGAUAUGAAGGACAAAUCUCCGCCAACAACAUUGAAAUUGGGAUAAUCCGAUCUGACCGUGAAUUCAAGGUUCUGAGCCCUGCAGAGAUCAAGGAUUUCUUGGAAGAGGUGGAAUAAUUUGUCUCAACAAUCUCAUGUUUCAAACCAGUGGACACCUGAGCAGCUGCCUCGAAGUUAUAUCCCCUUUCAUUCAUGAACUGAUUGGCACCAGUGACACGAGACAAAUGUUUAUUCAGAUUCUCAUGAAUGAAAAUGUGUUUUUAGGAACGUAUUUGAUUUGGCACGGUGUCUUCUGUAUCCUCUUGUGCCCAUCCUAGUCUCCUCGGCCAGUGCUACAACUAUUUGGCGUCUCCUUACUUUUGUAGUCUGUUUUACUUCUUGCCAAAUGAAGCACAUGCCAUCUUUUGCUCUUGCAAGUGUAGUUUGCUCCCUGGAUUGCUAGGACUUGGAAGCCCACCCAGUUGUUGCAGCUGUUACACUGGUGGUGGUAAAUCGCUGUCUGGUGUACCAUCUGAGCCGUAAUUCUGGACUGCCAUCUCCCAAUCUAACUCAUGUCCUCUUUAAAGCAA
Messenger RNA from Oryza sativa Japonica Group (Japanese rice), 1307 nucleotides. Lineage: Eukaryota; Viridiplantae; Streptophyta; Magnoliopsida; Poales; Poaceae. The record is from RefSeq and is a predicted model, not a curated record.